AUGCAUGCUGAAAGUACUUGGAAAGAUUUAGGACAUAAUCAAGAUUCAUGUAAAGAUCUGUAUGCUCAAUUACGUAAGUAUCAACUUCAUUUAGAGCCAUACGAUACACCCUUCUUGGAUAACUUAUUCCUGCUUGAAUUUGUGGCUCAGGAUAAAAUUGAAAAUGAUGCUAGGAGUCUGAUAAAUGCUGCAUAUGAUACUCUAGAAGAAGAUAAUGAUGAAAAUAAUGAUUUGAUUCUAAAAUUACUUCCUGAAAAUAAUGAUGAUUCUGAACCUAAGGAUGACAUUGAAUUAGAUGAAGAAACUGAAGAAAUUGAAGAUUAUGACCCAGCACAAUUAGCUUCUAAUUACCUAAGUGAUUAG
Entrophospora candida is the source of this 363-nucleotide messenger RNA. Lineage: Eukaryota; Fungi; Glomeromycota; Glomeromycetes; Entrophosporales; Entrophosporaceae. The record is from the annotation of a GenBank genome assembly.